Messenger RNA from Exaiptasia diaphana, 3869 nucleotides. Its product is annotated as prominin-1-A. NCBI's taxonomy places the organism in Eukaryota, Metazoa, Cnidaria, Anthozoa, Actiniaria, Aiptasiidae. The record is from RefSeq and is a predicted model, not a curated record. The transcript is spliced from 24 exons. Gene Ontology annotation, cellular component: membrane. The coding region runs from base 372 to 3056 and encodes 894 amino acids.
CUUACAUCAUCAUUUGUAUCAGAUUUGACGAAGAAAUAUAUAAAGCAUGCACACAAAAAUCAGUCCUAAAAAAGAAGGCGCGCGAGCAAAUUGAGAAAAAUUACCCAUAGUGCAUUAGGAGCGAAGAGAUUACGUCAUAAUGUUUUAUUGUUGACAUCACAUGCACUGUGAUGGACGAAUAAAUUUUUCGUGAAAUUUACAUUGAAAAGCCGCUAUAGGAGUUUUCAAAAUAGAAUUGUAUAUGGAGUCUUUAGAAUCGAAAUGACUCUGCAAUCUUAAAACCUUACGCAAGAAAAUGAGGAUCGUAUAAAAAAAAGGCAUGAAAGUGGAUUUCUUUUGGUCUCCAAGACACUCAACAGCACGGGCCAAGCAUGAAAGCACAGGCCUCGAAACUUUUGGUCUUUCUUUUGUACUCUAUCGCGUUGGUUCGUGAUACAAAUUCACUUGAACAUAAGACACUCAUUGAAGGAGAACAUAUAAAGUUUCAGCCUUUACCCAAAGGGAUUGCAUACAAGACAGAGGUACCAAAAACUGAAUGGAUUCUUUCAAGCUACGAGGAGAUCGCACGGACACUUGUUCACGCUCUGAAAAGCGAGCCUCCUUACGGUGUAAUAAAGGAAGUCAUCAAAGAACGUCAYUUAACGACUCGUGCUUCUGACGAGGCAUUUAAAUAUGAGCUGCCUUUCCUGGCUCUAGCUUCUAUUUCACUACUUGGUUUUAUAAUCAUUCCUCUCACUGGCAUUAUAUUCUUCUGCUGUCGUUGUUGUGGACGAUGUGGUGGCAYACUWGAGGAAGAGGAUAUGGAAUUCAGCCCUGUGAAGCAAAGACAGAGGCUGUCAAUAGCAAUUGCAUUAUGCAGUGUUCUUAUCUUAAUUGGUAGUAGCUGUAUUUUUCUAUCGAGUGACAGACUAGGAGCGAGUAUUCCAAUACUGAACACAGUUCUUCAAGAUUCCAUAGAUGACGUCAUAGCUUAUAAGAAUAAUACCAUCCAGCAACUCGAGAUCGUUGUUGUGGAUAACAUGAAGUUUACUUCGUCACUAGUACAAAAGGAUUUAAACAGUAUAUCUUUACAUGUAGCCGAGCCUGUAAUGGUAGACGCGCGGAAACUGGUUCGUCCUUUAUUAGAAUCCAUAUAUGAAUAUGAAAAUUCAAUCGUUGUAGUAAAGAGCUUAUUAGACAAUAUCAACACCACCGUCAACGAACUCCAAGAACUUGGAACGACGUUACGUAUUCAGCUUAACCAAACYCGAGAAAACCUAACUGAAGUCCGUAAGUCUUGUAACUCUGAUUCUGAUGCGUCUGCUGCUGGAAUAUGUGAUAAAAUACCUAAAGGCGAUCAAUUAAAACCUGUGGCAAAUUUUUCAAAGGUGCCUGAUGUGUCCGAAAAUUUGGUCAAAGUUAAAGAUGUAAUAACGCUAGACAUAGCUCUUGAAGCCAAAAAGGGGAACAACUCGUUUGAGAGAAUUCCAGAUGACAUUACAAACGUCACGGCGUCUGGUAGACAAGAUAUCUUGAAUACAAUACAAGAUCUCGAGGAUAAUUUAGCAUCGAUGAUUUCUAACCUUAAAAACUCAUCUGAUCAGAUGGCGCACAAUGCAUUAUUGCCCAUAAAGAAUAGUAUUAACUCCUACCUCGGUCCCGAUGGRGUUGUCAUGGAAUACGAUAUUUACKGGUUCUUAGGKCUUCUCUCAUUGGCUUGUUCUAUACUUUUUGUAAUGCUGCUGACGUACUGUGGGCUCAGUGCUGGCGUGUUCGGCGCACGUGAUUACGACACGCCAAGCACCAGGUCUCUUCUUGCCGAUUGCGGUGGAAAAACAUUGAUGUGCUCGGCAGCGUUUUUCUUUUUCUUGUCGCUGUUCAUUAACCUACUUCUUGGUUUGCUGUUUCUCUUUGGCGCCAAUGUCACCGUCAUCUGCGCAGCUACCAAGGACCUGACGCUAAUUGAAAAGACUAUUGAUGAUCCUUCAGUCCAUGGUAACCAGUUCCCUAUAUCAGCUGCGUUGCACGACGAUGGCUCAAUUGACCUACGAAUGUCUGACAUCCUCAGAGGGUGUGGUAAAGAAGAAACAAUAUGGCGGCUUUUGAAGUUGGACCAAAAAUUUAACAUACAGAACAUGACCUCGUAUAGAGAUAAAUGGCCGUCCGUUGAUUCACUCCUUGAAGCUAUCAACCAGGCGAUUCCUUCUUCGUUUAAAAUCCCACCAAUGGACGAAAUAUUCAAUAAACUCAACGCAACGGUCGCUAACGUCUCCAUAGUAACCGAAGAGCUUGGUAAAAACCUCAACGAUUCCCUUGAAGCCAAUGUACACUCCAUUGAUUUUAACAAGUUUAAAGAACAGAUUGGUUUGCCGCUUGUUGCUGUCUCUAUUGUACAAUUUUCUUCAAACUUGUCCUUUUUAUCGACGCAAGCCAGGUCAAGCAGCGAGGCUAUUGCCGAUAAUCUCGAAUUCUUAUCCAAUCGACUUGAAGAGAUACAAGAAGACACCAUUGACGCCUCUUUAACGCUCGUCAGCAUUCUUAAGGCCAAAGUACUCAAAUUAGAAGAAAAAGCAAACGAGACUUUGCAUUGCAUUAAUAAUGUGUUGGCGACUGUCCACAACGUAGACAAAUUUCUCCAGAAUGAUGCGUUAGUUUUAGCCAAUAAGGCCGCGAGGUCGUACAUUAAUCGAGUUCUUAGUUGGAUUGAUCAGUAUCUAAAAGAUGCUAUGUACAAGGUUAAUAACAGAGUUGGUGAAUGCUCGUCCGUCAAGAAAGCUUACGAUGCCUCAACGACUGCCUUUUGUGAAACCUUUCUUAGUCCAGUGAACGCGCUCUGGCUGUCCUUGGGAACCAUAGCAGUCUUUUCAUUAAUAUCCAUCAUCCUUUGCGUACGACUCGCUAAACAUUAUCGUCGUGCGGAACGGUCGUCAAGGAGUGCUAAAGUUGCUACGUACGGUGUUCCGUUGGCUCUUUUUACAAGUAAUGCUCCUAAUAGAAGAACUAAUGUAAAUCCAUGGAGGCGAGUAAAUAAGAAUACACCUGUUCCCAAUGUUGUAGAUAGAAUGAGAUGGGUGUGAUGUAAAGGUAAAAAUAAUAAUAUAACACGCCCUAUCAUUGGUCAAUAUAGCAACACACAAUAUCAUUGGUCAGUGUAGUAACAAGAUAUUAUGCUUGUUGUCAUUGGUCAAUAUAGCAAAAAUGUAAGGCGUGCUAUCACAGGUCAAUGUAUGUAUAUAUCAACAAUGGCUAUUUGUCAAUGUAGUGACAAAAUAUUACGCUUGCUGUCAUUGGUCAAUAUACAGUAGUGGCAGGUUUACGCGUGCUAUCAUUGGUCAAUGUAACAACAAUGGUAGGCGCACUAUGAUUGGUCAAUGUUAUAACAAAAUAUUACUCUCUCCGUCAUUGGUCAAUAGAGCAAUAAUUUUACGCGUUGUUAUUGGUCAAAUAGCAUUGAUAAGCAAGUAUUCUUUUGUACAGUAUCUAUUUGACGAAAUGCGCCUAGAUUUUGUUUCACCGGCUUAUAAUUAUUACAAAUAAACCGAGUAGAAAUGGCAUCUAUUUUGAUAGUUUCCAAUUCUAUUGCUUUCACUUGUAAUAGUACAAUAACCCCUGAAAAUAAAAGGGCAUAAAUUGCUGUAACUUUCAGUCUAUUCCAGGUUAGGUUGCCUGUGCAAACAAAACUAAUGUCUUAUCAAAUUUUUAUAUUCUGUGCGAUGUAAAAAUUUCUAUUAUUAUGAUGGUUUUAUCUGAACAAUAUAUGAAAUGAAAACUGGAUCUUUUAAAUAAACAAAAAAAAUCAAAUACGUAUUUAUUUAUGAUGAAAUUGCUGUUUUAAACUUUGAACAAAAAAACGGUUUUUACUAAAUGCAAAUUGUUAAAUAUUUGUUGAG